Molecule: messenger RNA, 978 nt
Organism: Cervus elaphus (red deer)
Lineage: Eukaryota; Metazoa; Chordata; Mammalia; Artiodactyla; Cervidae
Product: olfactory receptor 1030-like
Exons: 1
Coding region: 1-978 (325 amino acids)
Biological process (GO): G protein-coupled receptor signaling pathway; sensory perception of smell
Cellular component (GO): membrane
Molecular function (GO): odorant binding; olfactory receptor activity; G protein-coupled receptor activity
Source: RefSeq, a predicted model, not a curated record
AUGUUAAAGGAAAACUACACAGAGGUGACUGAGUUUAUCCUCCUGGGACUGACAGAUCGAGCUGACUUGCAGCCUGUCCUUUUUGUGGCCUUCCUAGUCAUCUACCUGAUCACAGUCAUUGGCAAUGUGGGCAUGAUUUUGUUAAUCAGAACUGACUCAAAGCUUCAGACUCCAAUGUACUUCUUCCUCAGCCACCUCUCCUUUGUAGACCUCUGUUAUGCCACCAAUGUCACUCCUCAGAUGCUGGUUCAUUUCUUAUCCAAGAGAAAAACCAUUUCCUUCCUUGGCUGCUUUAUACAGUUUCACUUUUUCAUUGCCUUGGUGAUUGCAGAUUAUUAUAUGCUCACAGUGAUGGCUUAUGAUCGCUACAUGGCCAUCUGCAAACCAUUGUUAUAUGCCAGCAAGAUGUCCCGAGGUGUCUGCCUUUCUCUUGUUGCUGCUCCUUAUACUUACGGUUUUGCAAAUGGUCUUGCACAGACCAUCCUUAUGCUCCGUCUCUCCUUCUGUGGACCCAAUGAAAUCAACCACUUUUACUGUGCUGACCCACCUCUCCUAGUCCUGGCCUGCUCUGAUACUUAUGUCAAAGAGACUGCCAUGUUUGUAGUUGCUGGUUCCAACCUCACAUGUUCUCUCACCAUCAUCCUCAUCUCCUACAUUUUCAUCUUUAGAGCCAUUCUGCGUAUCCGCUCUGCAGAAGGGAGGCACAAGGCCUUCUCCACCUGUGGGUCUCACCUGACAGCUGUCACUGUAUUUUAUGGGACUCUGUUCUGCAUGUAUCUGAGGCCCCCUUCUGAGACCUCUGUAGAACAGGGCAAAAUUGUAGCUGUGUUUUACAUUUUCAUGAGUCCUAUGCUAAACCCUUUGAUCUACAGUCUUCGGAACAAAGAUGUUAAAAAAGCAAUAAGGAGAGUGAUUCAAGAGAAAUUUUUUGUCAAAUGGAGUAGACAUUUUGGUGACAGGUAUGUAACAUAUACAUAG